GGACCGGAGCCCUGCGGGGGUGACACCGGUCGCCCCGCUCUCCCCACCGGCCGCUGUGCGGGGUGUGUGCGGGCCAUGAGGGCCGGCCCCGGGCUGGAGGCGGCCGGGGGCGAGAUGGCGGCUGCGGGCGGCGAGCGGGAGCGGCAGGAGCGGCUGCGGGAGGCGGCGGCGGUGGGGGACGCGGAGGAGGUGCGGAGGCUGGUGGAGCUGGGGGUCAGCCUCAACUCCCAGAACGAAGUCAACGGCUGGACGUGCUUGCACUGGGCGUGCAAGCGGAACCACGCUGCCGUGGUGGCUUACCUGCUGCACGCCGGCGCCGACAAGGAGAUCUGCACCAAGAAGGGAGAGAGGCCGGCCCAGCUAACCUCAAAGAGAGAGAUAAGGAAGAUGCUGGGAGUGGAAGAUGAUGAGCUCUCAGACUUGACGAAAGAUUCCGAUCUGCCCAUCAUCCCCAAUUACCUGGCGAACCCACCUUUCCCCUACGUCUAUAACACCAUGAGUCACAGUCUUCCAGAUCCCUCCCCGAACGGGAGCAUCUCCCACUCGGAACCGCAAGAUACCGACUCCUCUUCCUUACCAGACGUGGAGAGGUGCCCCUGUGCGGCGUCACAGCGUGGCACUGCUGCUCCCGAGGCGGCUGGCAAGGGGGACAUGCCAUCGCUGCCACCACGCGCGACGCCCAUCCAUCAGAGAGGUCCCCUGUACCCGGGGUCCAUGUCUUGGAGCAGAGGUCCCCCUUCCCCAGCUGGAUCAAAUCAGCCCCUACCUCAGCAAGAGAAUGUGGGGCCUGUGCCGGCAUUUCAGCCCGUUUUCUUCACAGGAGCUUUCCCACUUAACAUGCAAGAACUGGUGCUUAAAGUUAGAAUACAAAACCCUAAUCUUAGAGAAAAUGACUUCAUUGAGAUUGAGCUGGACAGACAAGAAUUGACCUAUAAGGAACUGCUCCGAGUGAGUUGCCAUGAGCUGGGUGUUAACCCUGAGCACGUACAGAAGAUCAGAAAAUUACCAAACACAAUGUUAAGAAAGGACAAAGAUGUUGCAAGGCUACAGGAUUUCCAAGAACUGGAGCUCGUUCUAACAGUAAGCGACAAAAACUUGCUUUUCAGAGUCCCAUCACUUUCUGAACGGAGUGGUUAUAACAAGAAGGCAUCAGAACUCACAUAUUAAUUGUUGAAAGAAUAAAACAAAAUAUUUGUAACUCUCAUUUUAAAAUUACAUUUGAAAUACAGUACUAUAAGGGCUAAUGAUGUGAAAAAAAAAAAUCUAUUUUGUUAACCUUGAAAUAAACUAAAGUUGUUACGCAGAGUUACAGCCUCUAGUUAAUCUAAGAGUAAUGCGUCUGAUCUGAAAGCAGUGUAAUGCAAAGGAAUUAUUGGUAGAAAUAUCUGUUAAUGAAACAUUUUUCCUUACAAAAAGAUAAUCUUGAAAUACUGCAGAGUUAGCAGCUCUCAGGGAAAGGCUUACCUUAAACUGUUCUAGUCAUUUGUUUGCUAUAAAAUAGCAGAGGUACUCAAGCUAAAGAACCUGCCAUUAAACCCAUUUCAUAUUUGUACCAAGUCCAUUCCCAUUCACCUUCACUUUUUAGAUCUUGUGUUUUAAGUCAUAUCUUAUUUAGAAGAAAAAAAACCAGAAGGGUUUAAAUCUGUGUGAGAAGCACAAAACUAUGUCUAGUUUAAAUACUGUCAAGUGACUUAACUACCUGUGAUUUCUUAAUCCCUGUUUACAAUUUUCCCUAUUUCUCAGGUUGAAAAUAAAAAGUGGUAGUAGUUGUCCAAAUCAUAAGUAUGCUUUCAGCCAAAAUCCCUUGUAUUGUUGUCUGUCAAUAUAUAGUAUUGACAUAUGCAAUUUGAAAUACUAUUUUUGUUACUGUAUUGACAACACAUUUCUCCAAUGCUGCUUUAAUUUCCCCUUUUAAAAGCACAAAAAAUUGUAAUUUUGUAAUUUUAUUUUCCGUUUACCUCGACAUUCCUGAGAAAGGUUGCCUCUUGAACCUUUAAAGUUGCCUGUGUAAAAAGAAACUAGUGAGAAGCCCGGGUUUUCUGGGCCAGUAUUAAAUCUUGAUGUUCCUAUGCAAUGUAUUCUUGUUUUUCCCCUGAUAACUUGUUUACCCAUGUUGUUUACUGAAAGAAAAAAAAUUAUCACUUUUCUGUUCCUGUUACUUAAAAGUCAGAAUUAGACUACUUUGCUAUAAAAUUCUGGAAUAAAUAAAUUGAAAAGUAUUUGA
Molecule: messenger RNA, 2224 nt
Organism: Calidris pugnax (ruff)
Lineage: Eukaryota; Metazoa; Chordata; Aves; Charadriiformes; Scolopacidae
Gene: ANKRD40
Product: ankyrin repeat domain 40
Exons: 5
Coding region: 76-1167 (363 amino acids)
Molecular function (GO): protein binding
Source: RefSeq, a predicted model, not a curated record